AUGGCGACGCUAGCAGCUGCACUAGGCCCAGUAAUGGCCGGCAUGUCCAUGGCGAAACCCCGAAGCUUGAACAGAAUUUCAUUGAGGAGCUCAGAAUCGUACCAGGAAAUUGGUUCGCUCGCGUCCCAGUUUAGUGGCGUCAAAAUCUCGACAACCCACUCUCCGAACAUCGCUCCUGUUCCGUUUAUAGUGCCGCCCAGGUCCCUGCGGACUGUUGCUAGUAGGGUUUGCCCUUUCACUGGUAAGAAAUCGAACAAGGCAAACCAGGUUUCUCAUUCGAACCACAAGACGAUUAAGAGACAGUUUGUGAACCUGCAGUACAAGAGAAUGUGGUGGGAAGCCGGUAAACGCUAUGUGAAGCUACGAUUGUCGACCAAAGCUAUAAAGACCAUUGAAAAGAAUGGACUUGACGCAAUGGCUAAGAAGGCCGGAAUUGAUCUCAGUAAAAAGUAA
Messenger RNA from Striga hermonthica, 453 nucleotides. The record is from the annotation of a GenBank genome assembly. NCBI's taxonomy places the organism in Eukaryota, Viridiplantae, Streptophyta, Magnoliopsida, Lamiales, Orobanchaceae.